GUAGUGGGUAAAUUGGGAGCAGCUGUGAUGAUGAGAGCACUGCUGUGGGUGAGCCCCUUCUGCAUAAUGGUCUCCAGGAUGCCCUUCUGCCCCAACCAAGUCAUUCCCCAGUCAUACUGUGAGCACAUGGCUGUGCUGAAGCUGGUGUGUGCAGAUACUAGAGUAAAUCGUGCAUAUGGGCUCUUUGUGGCUUUCUUUGUUGUUGGCUUUGAUAUGAUUGUCAUCAGUUUAUCCUAUGUGAUGAUUUUGAGAACUGUUCUAGAGCUGCCCUCCGGUGAAGCCCGGCUCAAGGCUUUUGGUACUUGUGCAUCCCAUACCUGUGUCAUCUUGGCUGUAUAUAUCUCUGCCCUCUUUAAUUUUCUCACCCACUCCUUUGGACAUCAUGUGCCCCGAUGAGUACAUAUCAUGUUUGCCAAUCUCUAUCUCAUGGCACCUCCCAUGCUGAACCCCAUCAUCUACGGAGUUAGAACCAAGCAGAUCAAGGACAGGGUUAUUCAAAGUUGUUGUGGAAAAGAUCCCUGA
Hyaena hyaena (striped hyena) is the source of this 522-nucleotide messenger RNA. RefSeq names its product olfactory receptor 52R1-like. The record is from RefSeq and is a predicted model, not a curated record. Gene Ontology annotation, biological process: G protein-coupled receptor signaling pathway. Gene Ontology annotation, molecular function: olfactory receptor activity. Gene Ontology annotation, cellular component: membrane. The annotation marks the transcript as partial. Lineage: Eukaryota; Metazoa; Chordata; Mammalia; Carnivora; Hyaenidae. The transcript has a single exon.